AUGACACGCUUCCGCCCCUGCAUCGACCUUCACGCCGGCAGCGUCAAGCAGAUCGUCGGCGGCACACUCUCUGACACAUCAUCCGCCUCCCUCAAGACAAACUUCACGUCUGAGCAUCCAUCCUCGUACUAUGCGUCGCUAUAUAAACAGCACAACCUCACGGGCGCACACGUUAUCAUGCUUGGGCCUGGAAACGAGGAUGCGGCGAAGAAAGCGCUGGAGGCGUGGAAGGGGGGAUUGCAGGUUGGGGGUGGGGUUACGGAGGGGAAUGUGAGGGAGUGGGUUGCGUUGGGGGCUGAGAAGGUGAUAAUAACGUCGUAUCUCUUCCCAUCUGCCACCUUCUCGCCCGAGCGUCUCCAAUCUAUACUUGCGGCCCUCGACAACGACAAAGAGAAACUCGUCAUCGAUUUGAGCUGUAGGAGGAGAGGGGCUAGUUGGUUCGUGGCGACCAAUAAAUGGCAGACGAUUACGGAUUUUGAAUUGACUCAAGAAUCAAUAUCUCUCCUCGAACCCCACUGCUCCGAAUUCCUAAUCCACGCCGCCGACGUCGAAGGCCUCCAACGCGGCAUCGACCACGACCUGGUAUCCAAGUUAGCUGAAUGGUGCAGUAUCCCCGUCACCUACGCUGGCGGGGGUCGCAGCAUCGAGGAUCUUGAACUCGUGAAGAUACUGAGUCAUGGAAAAGUCGAUUUGACAAUUGGUAGUGCGUUGGAUAUUUUCGGAGGCGGCGGGGUCAAGUUUGAGGAUUGUGUGAAGUGGAAUGAAGAGCAGCUCCAGGAAGAGGUGGGGAGGACUUAG
This is a messenger RNA of Lindgomyces ingoldianus, 798 nucleotides long. Its product is annotated as Phosphoribosylformimino-5-aminoimidazole carboxamide ribotide isomerase. The coding region runs from base 1 to 798 and encodes 265 amino acids. NCBI's taxonomy places the organism in Eukaryota, Fungi, Ascomycota, Dothideomycetes, Pleosporales, Lindgomycetaceae. Gene Ontology annotation, biological process: L-tryptophan biosynthetic process; L-histidine biosynthetic process. The record is from RefSeq and is a predicted model, not a curated record. Gene Ontology annotation, cellular component: cytoplasm. The transcript is spliced from 3 exons. Gene Ontology annotation, molecular function: 1-(5-phosphoribosyl)-5-[(5-phosphoribosylamino)methylideneamino]imidazole-4-carboxamide isomerase activity.